AUGGCGUCCGGGCUCGGGGAAAGCUGGGCGUCGGUCCGAAGGGGACAUUUCAGGGACCGGAAAAGGGGAAGGCCAGAUCCAACCCCGGCAAGAGAAAGCAACACCAGGAGAGACACAGGGAUGACCGGGGGAGCCUCUUGGGGUGGAUUCCUUGGUUCCCCUGGUGCCUUUUACCCUGGUGCUCCUCUUUCCUGGGGCCCACAACCCGCAAUAAUUGAAAAAAGUGGUCCCGUUUUAGUCGGGGAAUUGGCGUAUCAAGAUUUCCAGUCGGAAAUUAAAACGACCCCAACGCCAGCAAACACCCAUCAAACACAACAACAAAACCCUAUACGAGAGAUAAAUGAAAAGAAGGAAGACGGUGAAAAAAUAACAACAGCAAAUCCGAAACCGCAAGAAAUGACUGCCGAGAAAAAUGGAAAUAGCCAUGCAGCGGUACAAGAACUCUUGCGACGUAUUAUCGCUUUAGAAUUUUCCGGAAGGUGCACGCAAAGGUCCAUGACAAUAGUUCAAACUAUUUGUGAUACCCUUUGUGUGGACCCAAUUGGGGUUAUUAAAGUUAUGGAAGUAUUGGAUGAAUGUUUUUUAAAAGCUGUAAAAAUGAAACAACAAGAACAAUUACUAAAUUAUUGGUACAUUGUAGAUGCUGUGAUGAAACUCUUCCGUGACCGACCUCCAAUGUUAAACGCCAUUAUGGUUACUUUACCUCAUCUUCUUCUCCAGUAUGUGCCAUGGAAGAAUGGCAAACUUGAAGAAGAACCAUGGAUUCAAAGAGAAAAAGACGAAGCACGUUACGAACAACUUUUCCAAACGUGGGAACACACUGUAUCAAGAGAUCUUUUAGAUGAAAUAUGGGAUAUGUGGAGGAAUGGACUCACAGAAACAGAAGCAAAAAAAAAUACCAUAGCUUAA
Molecule: messenger RNA, 909 nt
Organism: Trypanosoma theileri
Lineage: Eukaryota; Euglenozoa; Kinetoplastea; Trypanosomatida; Trypanosomatidae
Exons: 1
Coding region: 1-909 (302 amino acids)
Source: RefSeq, a predicted model, not a curated record